GGAAACGUCAUUGCCACUCCUCCCACUAGUAGGAAGGGCGCAUCCGGGAUAGGAUAGCUAGCUGGCUAGCUCAACUCAACAUAGCCAUGGCAGUUAACCUCAGCAAAAAUGGCAGCGCUUUAACAGCAGCGUAUCAGGAAGUCGUAAAUGAAAAAUCAGACACCAACUGGGCCUUAUUCACCUACGAGGGAAACAGUAAUGACAUCCGCCUGGCAGAUAAAGGAGAUGGAGGACUGGAGGAGCUGGUUGAAGAGCUUAACAGUGGAAAAGUAAUGUAUGCAUUCUGUCGGGUGGAAGAUCCAAACUCUGGUCUGCCAAAAUAUGUCCUCAUUAACUGGACUGGGGAAGGAGUGAAUGAUGCAAGGAAAGGACUUUGUGCAAAUCAUGUGAGCUCCAUGGCCAACUUUCUUAAGGGGGCCCACGUCACAGUAAAUGCCCGUGCCGAAGAGGAUGUAGAACCUGAGGUGAUCAUGCAGAAGGUGGCCAAAGCCUCAGGAGCCAACUACAGUUUCCACAAAGAAGCCUCCAGCCGCUUCCAGGACAGUGGCCCUCAGGGUCCUGUGGGAUCUGUGUACCAGAAGACCAACGCUAUGUCAGAAAUCAGGAAGACCAACAAGGACACAUUCUGGGCACAAGCAGAGAAAGAGGAGGAGAGGCGUCGCCUGGAGGAGAGGCGCAAGGCAGAGGAGGAGCGCCAGCACCUGGAGAAGGAGAGGAAAGACAGGGAGGUCAAGGAGGCAGCACUGAGGGACAAAAGGGACAAGGAGAGAGCCGUUCAAAUUGAGCAACAGAAGAAGUACCAGCAGCAGCAGGAGGCUGAGAGCAGAGAGCAAGAGAAACAACGCAAGGAGCAGCAAGAGGAGAAUCGGGCAGCCCAGAAGGAUGCAGUCAUUCGAGGUGAAUCUGUGGAAAAAGCCAACGAGGCAGCUUCUCUCAUCUCUCAGCGUGCUAUGAACCCUAGAGAGAUGUUCAAGCAGAGAGAAAGGGGAAUAGCUCCCAAUGACUCUUCUGUUGCCCCUGGGGGCACCCAGCCAGGGCGUCUGCAAAGCACUUUUCUCUCUAAGCAAACAUACAAACCCGAGCAGGCCAGCUCCCCUCAACGUCAAGCGUCCCCAGUGCCAGCAGUCUCUGCCUCCCCUGUCCAUGCUGCAGAGCCAGAUGUGGAUGAUGGACAGUCCAGGUGUGAGUAUGACGCACAGGAGGCGGCCCCUGAGGACCAGUUAAAAGUUGAGGAGGUGCCAGCUGCAAGCCCCUGUGUCCAGGAGCCUUUUUAUGAAGAACCUGCUCAGAUUGACGAGAACAACUAUGAGGUGACUACAGAUGAGACGUCUGAUAGAGGCAUCUGUGCCCGGGCCUUAUAUGACUACCAGGCUGCUGACGACACAGAGAUUUCCUUCGAUCCUGAUGAGAUCAUCACAGGGAUCGAGAUGAUAGAUGAGGGAUGGUGGCGAGGUUACGGUCCUGAUGGCCAUUUUGGAAUGUUCCCAGCCAACUAUGUUGAGCUCGUAUAAGCCUGCACACUUCUCUCAGUCACACAGGGAACCUCCCAUUCCGGCAAGCCACAUUACGGAGCAAUGAAUGGACAGCCAAUCUGGGCCAGGAUAUUUGAAAUAGUCUUCAUUUCAAGCCAGCUUUAUCAACGUGUUCGUGUUUUAAAGCGGUAAAAGCCUUCUUCAACACUUUACCUGUAAAUGUGAUUCCAUGUUGUGUUAAAUCUUGAAUUUGAAUUUGUGAGUGUAAACAGCAUUUCAGGUCCACAUUCCUUUCAAAGUGACUAAUCGGUGAGGUAUUAUUUUAUUGUUACGUGUCGUAGCAACAGCAGCAGCUUGCGUGUGAUUCAGGGAGGAAAAAAAAAAACUAAGAUGAUGGUACGAGUUUUUUGUUGCCUUUGUUUUUCAGACGACCAAAUCUCCCUUUUUAUGUGACCUUAGAUCAUGUAUGCAUUUCGCAGUUUUAGACUGGUUGAAGUGAAAUUUACAAAAAUCACACUGUGUGCUCCCUUCUGGGUUCUUGACUGUUUUGAUGUGAGGUGGUGCUGACUGAAUAUCAGAUUAAUUUGAUGUGAAUGUGUAGGCUGACUUCUUGGUUUCUUCAUUCCAAUCAUCUUUUCUAAGAUGAGUGUAGAAGAAGAAAGCGCUUCAAUCGGCACGGUUGUUUUCAUUCAUUGUUCCGGAAUCUGGCAGGUGUGUAGUGUUAUCACAGUUAAGCCCACAAUUAUUCAUCUCGAUUUUGAGUUGAAAGUGAGGUAUAUUUGUUGUUCAAUACCUUUUACAUUUUUUGACUAAAGUUUCUUAUACACAAAUUAAAACUUAUUCAGAACAGGCAUAUACAAUGUUUAAAUAUUUAAUUGGAAUGUUCUAAAUGAUGCUAGAAGUGAUCUGGAUCCUUCAUAAAAAGUGUCAUUUUCAGCUAAAAGAUAGACAUUCAACUGAUAAAAGGAAAAAAUACUUUCACUCCAAAAUUGGCCAGCAUGAAUCAUUUUGGGCUUAACUGUCUAAAGAUGUUACCUUGCGAUAACGAGGCCAAAUUAAUGCAAUGAGUAAAAGCCUUCAGUGACAUUUUAAAAGACCACAAAAAUCUAUUUGAUCUUGAAACAACCUUGUAGCUUUUUAAAAAGUAUGAAUCACAAUCAUCCAAAGGAAAAACAUGGACCACAGCGUCAUUUAUCAGAGUAUUGUAAUGCAUCCUUUGUAAUAAAACUAAUAAACACA
This is a messenger RNA of Doryrhamphus excisus (bluestripe pipefish), 2711 nucleotides long. It is a transcript of the gene dbnlb, whose product is annotated as drebrin-like b. The record is from RefSeq and is a predicted model, not a curated record. Gene Ontology annotation, biological process: regulation of actin filament polymerization; positive regulation of axon extension; positive regulation of dendritic spine morphogenesis. Gene Ontology annotation, molecular function: actin filament binding. Lineage: Eukaryota; Metazoa; Chordata; Actinopteri; Syngnathiformes; Syngnathidae. Gene Ontology annotation, cellular component: site of polarized growth; cortical actin cytoskeleton; postsynaptic density.